Messenger RNA from Cynoglossus semilaevis (tongue sole), 871 nucleotides. RefSeq names its product pancreatic progenitor cell differentiation and proliferation factor B-like. The record is from RefSeq and is a predicted model, not a curated record. The coding region runs from base 243 to 611 and encodes 122 amino acids. Gene Ontology annotation, biological process: multicellular organism development; cell differentiation. The transcript has 5 exons. NCBI's taxonomy places the organism in Eukaryota, Metazoa, Chordata, Actinopteri, Pleuronectiformes, Cynoglossidae.
ACGUGUGCGCGGUUAUCCUGAGUCCGAGCAGCAGCAGCAGCAGCAGCGACAGCAGCGACAGCUUCACUACCGUAGUUCCAGUAGUAAAGGGGCACCAGGGAGACCGAGUCAAUAGAUGGGUCCAGAAACGAGUAGAACCUGAAAACAGCUGAACAUUUGUUACCGCGGCAGUUGACGACAACAACGUCUGAAUCUUUAAGGUUACCAACCUCCAUCUCCACGCUAUUUAAAGUUGGAAAAAAAUGGCAGCCAUUCCAUCAGGAGGUUCCCUCAUCGCCACCCACGAUUAUUAUAGAAGACGUCUGGGCUCCGCCUCCAGCAGCAGCUCGUGUGGCAGUGCUGAAUACUCAGGAGAGGUCAUUCCCCAUCAUCCAGGACUUCCAAGGCAGGACUCUGGUCACUGGUGGACUUCGUUUUUCUUUGCCAAACCGAACCAGCCGGCCGUGCAGAACGGCGCUGACAGCCACAGGAAUGGAACCUACACGGUGACCAACGGUCAGGUGACCUGCAUCGCCAGAGAGAUGGCUCUGAAGAGACAAGCCAGCGAAACCAGUGAGAGUGGAGUAUCUGAACCUUUGAACGCUUCGUCCACUUCCUCCACCUCCUCCUAGACCCGUCCCCCCCCCCCUCGUCUUGCCGUCACAUGGUCCAGCCCAUGGAGAUGGACAUGAUGAUGGAGAUGACGGGGGUUUUUUUUGUAGAAUUUUUAAAUAGUUUGCUUUUUUUUUUUUGCCUGUGUAUAAUGUAUUGUAAUAUCUAUGUUAUAUUAUGACCAAAAAAAAAAUUAAAUGUAUAAAAAGUUUUUUUUCCAUUUAUUCCACUUGUACUUUGACAGUAUUAUCAAUGAAAAAUAAAAUAUUUGAAGACUGUA